AUGAUCGACGUCGUACCAGACAGUUUCACGACACCGCCAAUUGAAGCACCCAAUGACGAAGUCUGGCCACGGCAAGCCAGUCAUCGCUUUCUGAACAGCAAGACCAAAGAGUUCGCCGUCGACGGAAACAACAUCCCGAACGUCGAUUUCAAUGUUGGAGAGUCCUACGCCGGCCUUCUACCCAUCAACUCCUCCGCAAGUGGCGACGACAUUCAAGCGCUCUACUUUUGGUUCUUUCCAUCCGAGACACCUCCAGCCGAAAAGGAAAUAGUCAUCUGGCUCACCGGCGGUCCCGGAUGUUCGUCAAUCGGCGAACUUCUGCAAGAGAACGGCCCAAUAUCAUGGAAGCCAGGCACUUAUGCUCCCGUUCGCAACCCCUGGAGCUGGCAUCGGCUUUCCAACGUCGUCUGGGUCGAUCAGCCCGUUGGCACCGGUUUCUCGCGAGGACCUGUCACAGCUACGGAUGAACACGACGUAGCAGCACAGUUUCUGGGGUUCUGGCGCAACUUUGUCGACACUUUCGACUUACACGAUUACAAAAUCCUCGUCGCCGGCUCAUCCUACAGUGGCCUGUACUGCCCGUACAUCUCCAGCGCCAUGCUCGACACCCAGGACACGAGCUAUUUCAACCUCAAAGGCACGAUGAUCUUUGAUCCGACGAUAUCGCAGCGCGGACUCGGUCAAGACUUUGGCGUGUCGAAGACGCUGGAAUAUUGGGGCCCAGCGUUCACCCUUAACCAAACAUCGAGAGACAAGGUGAAGGAGAUUGAUGAUCGAUGUGGUUACACGGAAUACGUGGAUAGAUACUUCACGUUCCCACCCUCGGGUGCGCAGCCUGUCAAUAUCCCCGGUGCAUUUACUCCGGAUAAUGAGUAUGUUCCGGAGUGCGAUGCCCUGACGUUUGUUGCCAUGGCGGAAGGAGAUGCAAACCCUUGCUUCAGCCUGUACAAUGUCCUUCGAUCUUGCCCUCUGCCCUUCGACCCAAUAGGCUUCACCGAGAACCGCUUCUACUAUCCAGCUGAAGGCCCAGUCUACUUCGACCGCAAAGACGUAAAGGCCGCCAUCAACGCACCGCUGGACAAGGAAUGGCGCUUCUGCAGUCGCGAGCCCGUUUUCGUAAACGACACGGACAACUCCAAUAACCCUGGGCCCGGAUCUUUGCCAGUCAUCCCCGGGAUAAUUGAGAAAACGCAAAAUGUUAUCGUAGGGCAUGGACUCCGGGACUUCAUACUACAGUCAACUGGUACGCUACUGGCUAUCCAGAACAUGACCUGGGGCGGAACACAGGGUUUUCAAACGCGGCCGGAAACCACCUUGAACAUCCCCUAUCACAGUAACGGGGACUUGGGCACGCUGGCCGGCGCCGGUGAGCUGGGUUCGUGGCAUGCCGAGCGUGGCUUGACGUACUUUGAGACGCCGAUGUCGGGGCACUUCAUCGGCCGCGACGCGCCGUCUAUGUCGUUUCGAGCACUAGAGGUGUUGCUGGGAAGGGUGGAGGACUUCAGUUCGACAGAGCCAUUUUCAGUGGAUCUUAAGACUGGAUCUCAGAGGGAUGAGCUGUAG
Colletotrichum karsti is the source of this 1563-nucleotide messenger RNA. RefSeq names its product carboxypeptidase. Gene Ontology annotation, biological process: proteolysis. Gene Ontology annotation, molecular function: serine-type carboxypeptidase activity. The record is from RefSeq and is a predicted model, not a curated record. NCBI's taxonomy places the organism in Eukaryota, Fungi, Ascomycota, Sordariomycetes, Glomerellales, Glomerellaceae. Bases 1 to 1563 code for a protein of 520 amino acids. The transcript has 3 exons.